Messenger RNA from Cryptotermes secundus, 1752 nucleotides. RefSeq lists its product as uncharacterized. Bases 901 to 1752 code for a protein of 283 amino acids. NCBI's taxonomy places the organism in Eukaryota, Metazoa, Arthropoda, Insecta, Blattodea, Kalotermitidae. The record is from RefSeq and is a predicted model, not a curated record. The transcript is spliced from 9 exons.
CAUGAUCUGCUCUGUAAAGGCUGUACUGGCAGAGGACUUGUGUGUAGUGCAAAAGGAAGAAUUUUCAAUAACAUGUUAUAUGUGCGAAAUAUACAUUUGACGAAAGCAAUUCUGACCAAUAAAUCACGCAAACCUAGCGAUGACAAACCACACUUCCAAGAUCUCCAAGAUCCAAGAUAGUUUGAUGGCCUUCGUCUGUAAUGGUUACAUCGCGUGCGUUUUACAGGCUCCGUUGCUCCGUUGGUUCUGUGAAAGAUAUCUAUCCAUACCUCAUUAUGAAACGCCGCUUGCCAUUAUUCGUUGAACUUUUAAUGAAAAGGUUUGCAGCAUUUAUACGUGAUCGUACGUGAUACAAUUUAUUUUAAGUAAUGCGGUCGUAACUUCGAAGCGUUUUAAUUUACCAUUUGGUUAAUAGCUUUUUUGUUAGCAUUUGAUAUUAUUUAGAGAAACUCUUCUGUUGGCCUGUUCAAAUAGCGAAUGAAAUGUAACUUUCUACUUUGAAAAAGAUAUUAUCAAGCGGAAGUACUGAAGAGAAACCACACGUGCAAUUAAGGAAGUUAAUGCAGUUUGUCAGUGGCUGUUAGCUUGUGUUCGUUCUGCUGGCUCCUUUGAAUGUGAGAAGAAAUCGACAACAUAAGGAUAACAAACAGGGAUAAUUGGACGAAGACCAUGUGUUUAUUCAGUGCUGUUGUUAAAGAUCCAGUAUCACAUUGCUAUGAAUCCAGAUGAGAUGGCAGUUCACAAUUAAGGGUAGCACCAUAGUUUCUCUAGUCAUCCCUUCUGCAAUCUCAUCUUAGAUAUGAUUAAAUCAGAAAUUAGUCAAACAGUGAGCUGUAUCUUACAUCUUCUGACAGUGGAAAUCAGCUGGUUGGUGUGAAAAAUGAGGAAGCCCCACCAUGUAUGCCAUUGCAAGUUAAGAAUGAAAAUGAGCACAACAUGGCUACUAUCACAGAACUUCAGCCUGUUUCAUGUGGUGAAACUUACCACACAUUUUGUGACAGUCAGAGUCUACAGACAGACACAAAGGAGGACACAGAUCCUUUGUCAGUAACAUUCCCAGUAAACAAGCCCAACAUGGCUGAUAUCACAGAACUUCAAUCUGUUUCAUGUGGCAAAACUUACCACACAUUUUCUGACAGUCAGAACCUGCAGACAUAUAUAAAGGAGGAGAGAGAUCCUUUGUCACUAACAUUUCCAGUUAUCAAGACAAAGACUGAGCCCAACAUGGCUGAUAUCACAGAACUUCAAUCUGUUUCAUGUGGCAAAACUUACCACACAUUUUCUGACAGUCAGAACCUGCAGACAUAUAUAAAGGAGGAGAGAGAUCCUUUGUCACUAACAUUUCCAGUUAUCAAGACAAAGACUGAGCACAACAUUGCUGACAUCACAAAACUUCAACCUGUUUCAUGUGGUGAGAAUUACCAUACAUUUUCUGACAAUCACUAUCUGGAGACAGAUAUAAAGGAGGAGGAAGAUCCUUUGUCAAUAACAUCCCCAGUUGUCAAGACAGAGAGUGAGAGAGUGGCUGUAAAGGAAGAGACAGAAUCUCCAGCCAGACCACACACUUUACUGGGUAUUGAACCACACACAGAGAAGUUCUGCUCUACAGGAAAAGAAUACAUGAGCAGUGGACAUAAUGCUGUUGACACUUCUGAUAAUUUAUUGAUUCACCAUGAAAGUAUGAAGACACACGAACAGGGACAUACUAGAGGCCAUGAUUGGAGAACAUCCCUACCCUUGCAGUGUGUGUAG